Dendronephthya gigantea is the source of this 1383-nucleotide messenger RNA. Its product is annotated as ETS-related transcription factor Elf-4-like. The transcript is spliced from 3 exons. Gene Ontology annotation, molecular function: sequence-specific DNA binding; DNA-binding transcription factor activity, RNA polymerase II-specific. Bases 450 to 1175 code for a protein of 241 amino acids. The record is from RefSeq and is a predicted model, not a curated record. Gene Ontology annotation, biological process: cell differentiation; regulation of transcription by RNA polymerase II. Gene Ontology annotation, cellular component: nucleus. Lineage: Eukaryota; Metazoa; Cnidaria; Anthozoa; Malacalcyonacea; Nephtheidae.
GUUGACAAACUGGGCAUUGUCUUUGUGCUUGACUAAUAUUGUUAACGACGGUCCUUAUUCUUCAGUCCAUGUUACUAAAAUAAACAUUACUAUACUACAGUAAAAACAUAGUAAAAAGGCAAUGUCAUUCUCUCGUGUGAAACAUUGAAAACUUCACUAAAUGUAGUCUUGACAACAAGUAUACAACUUUAUUAAGUCGCCCACACAACCGUGGGCACAAUAUAUGGACGAAAUAUAAUUAUCCCUAACGACGUCAAGGAAGCUAUGAAUAUAUUAUAUAUAGUACGAUAAACUAAGAAUCUUUUGGUCCCACGGAAACUGACGGGCCAGCCACACGUCAUAUGGGAUGAUAUUUCAUAGGGGAGAAACAUACUUUCUCCUCAAUAUAGCUAUAUUUUAUACGAGGUUAAACACUUGUAUUGGUAUAACCUGCAGUUCUGACUGAAAGAAUGGCUAACAACACAAAAGUAAGAAAGCCAUGGCAAAGCGGACAAUACACAGUAUACCUCUGGGAAUUUCUAUAUGGCUUGCUUCAAGAUCCAGAAUGCUGUUCGUUAAUUACAUGGACAAAUAAAGAGAUAAAAGAAUUUCGAAUCAAUAAUACACACGAGAUUGCAACAUUGUGGGGCACGGUCAAAAACCGCCCAACUAUGAACGAUAAGAAACUUCUUAGAGCUCUGAGAUAUUAUUACAAAACAAAAAUCUUAAGAAAGGUUAAAGGACAUAAAGGCGUUUACCAAUUUCUAUCCAUACCAUAUGAAACAGAAGGUUGUGACCAGGAAGUAAAGGGGUCUGUAAUGAGUAAACCAUCUCCUAUUAACACAUCAAUAAACGGUUUAAAAUCUAACUGUAGUGAAAGACUGACAAAUGAUAGUGGAGUUGCCGAAGGCUACUGCGGUUUAGCAGCAGUUUCUCAGAUGGAUUGUAAUCAUGAGGGAACCAUUGACAAACAAGAACAGACCGAGGGUCGCUUCGAUAAAUGCAACGAUCGUCCGCGAGACGAGAGUUGGUCUGAUUAUUCUUCGUCAAGUGACAGUAGUACAAAAAGUUUGGACGAGCUACAAGCGGACUUGCUUAAUACCGACCUAACAGAGAUGACUGAGAAUAUGGACUUUGUCUUCAAUGAAGACAGUGAUUUAGGAAUGUACCAGAAUGGAAACACAUUGGGUUGGUAGAAGGGAAAAAACCCACUCAAAACCUUUUAUGCCCUAAGAGCCUUGUUCUGCUGAACGCUAAGGCAUGCAAAGAUAUUGAUUUUUACAUAAUUUAUUAAAACAAGGCGCCUAGGCCAGGGUAUAUAUAUAUAUGUACACAAUUUACGAAAGUAAAGCAUACACAAUUUUAAAAUGUAACUAUAUAUUGUAAAUAUACAACUAUUGUAAU